Messenger RNA from Hymenoscyphus albidus, 470 nucleotides. Lineage: Eukaryota; Fungi; Ascomycota; Leotiomycetes; Helotiales; Helotiaceae. The record is from the annotation of a GenBank genome assembly.
AUGCCGAUUGCUCAUAGCCAUGGCGAUCUUGUCGUACCGGUAUCUCACAUGUAUGUUCGUUUGGCGUACACGAUAGCGACAUUGUGGCGUAGGGUUGAAGGAGCCAAGUCAGAUGUGUCUCACCUCCUCGCGAUGAUAUCGUUCGCGGUGGGUGAGAUAUUUCUGCAGGUGAUGAUGUAUGUAAGUUUGCCCGACGAACUACGUGAGCAUGAGGGUUGGUAUGGAAACAGCAAACAGUAUUAUGUUAAUUCGUAGUUUGUAAAUCCAGCCUGGAAUGCACAUUGUCCAGGGUUGAGACUGGUAUGGGUGUCGAUACCAGCUUUACUGAAUAACAAUAGAUUUAUAUGGAUGGUAACCGACACGCUGUCCCUACCAUAUCGAUGAGGGCACAGCAGGUAAAGGACUUGGUCAUUUCACAAGCGUUUAUCCUUCCUGUGGAUGCCUUGAAGGUUGCACAGAUGGCUCUUUAG